This is a messenger RNA of Blumeria graminis f. sp. triticale, 327 nucleotides long. Lineage: Eukaryota; Fungi; Ascomycota; Leotiomycetes; Helotiales; Erysiphaceae. The record is from the annotation of a GenBank genome assembly.
AUGAAGAUUCUCAGUACUGUUUCCGCCAACGCUUUUACUGUCUUGUUGCUCCUAGGGGCUGUCGUGCAAGGAUAUGUGCUAAAAUGUGCCACUGGCAAAGAGUUCGAUAACGGACUUAUAGAAGAAUAUGCAUCAAAAGCUCAAUUCAGUUUACAUCGUAUCGGUUACCCCAUAGGUCCUGAUGGGGAAAUCUGCAAGGCCUAUGAGUUCGAUAUCCCAUUGGCAGAUACCAGAGAUACAGAUUAUUACCUAGUCCAAGUUUGUGGCGGUAUGGAGGGCCACAGACUAUAUGAAUCGUACAAUUAUAAAUGGACUCAAUGUAAAUAA